Racocetra persica is the source of this 1057-nucleotide messenger RNA. Lineage: Eukaryota; Fungi; Glomeromycota; Glomeromycetes; Diversisporales; Gigasporaceae. The record is from the annotation of a GenBank genome assembly.
GUUCACAACAACGAAUAUUGUAUUACCAUCUCAUGCAGACUCUCGAGGCCUCAUUUACGGAGGUGUUGUUUUAGGUUGGAUCGAUUUGGCUGCUGGAAUGUCUGCAAAAAGACAUGCUGUUGGAGUACGUGUAGAGACGGAACAUCCAAUAACUGGAAACAUACUUAACAUUUGUGGCUCUCAGUCGUGGAAAUUCGAGAAUUCCAGUACCACUAGAUCUGAAAAUUUGCCUGUAACUGUACCUCGAAUUGUACCAAAUACUGUCAUUGAAACGCAUCGAUAUGAAUUAGCUGAACAACGUCGUCAAGCUCGUAUAUCUCAAUCUAAAAAUGCUAAAAUAGAACGAGCUAAAUUAACUAAAGUACGAGAAGUAAUGCAUGAAUGGGCAGAACAUAUGAAUAUGGAAACAAAAAGUAGUGCUGAGAUACCACCUCUUUUACAAGAACCUGAUGCUUAUGAAGAACAGAAUGAUAAUUUAGAUAAUGAUCCUGCAAAACUAUAUCUUCGUAGGAGAAGAUCAACAUUGCAAGGCAUCCUUCCAACACAACCUGAUGAAAAAUUGAUGUCUGAAAGUUUUGCAGAAAUAGCAGAUAUUAUAUUACCACAGCAUGCCAACUCAUUGCAGAUUACCUUUGGUGGUUAUAUUAUGAGAUUGAUGGAACAAUGUGCUCUUGUUAGUGCUUUUAAACAUUCCAGAAGAUUUUUAUUAUUAGCGAGUAUUGAUUCUCUUCAAUUUAUUAGACCAACUUAUGUUGGUGAUUGUGUAACAGUACGUUCUAUUGUGUCUUGCACAUUCCAUUCAAGCUUAGAAAUGUAUGUGUCUGUGGAAGCUGAAAAUGUCUUAACAGGUGAAAGGUUCUUCACUAAUGAUGGAUUCUUUACAAUAGUUGCCGUCGAUUUUUCAAAUAUACCAACACCUGUUUCACAUAUCAGACCAGUUCAACCACAUAUGGUAGAAAUAUUUGAAGGCGCGAGAACACGGAGAAAUCACCGACUUCUGCAACGCAAGGAAAUAAUACAAAAAGAGUUGUCUACGCAUCCUGAAGAAUUUGAGCAA